This is a messenger RNA of Periophthalmus magnuspinnatus, 1950 nucleotides long. RefSeq names its product sarcospan (Kras oncogene-associated gene) (gene sspn). The record is from RefSeq and is a predicted model, not a curated record. Bases 170 to 826 code for a protein of 218 amino acids. NCBI's taxonomy places the organism in Eukaryota, Metazoa, Chordata, Actinopteri, Gobiiformes, Gobiidae. The transcript is spliced from 3 exons. Gene Ontology annotation, cellular component: dystrophin-associated glycoprotein complex; sarcolemma.
AAAUGUGGCUCCCUUUCGGAAUCCCAUCCAAAUGUUUUCCAUAUUAGUUCAGCGCCUUCUCCUUUUCCACAGACGAGGUGGCCCGGGCAGGGAGGGGCCGAGUCAACACACAGCAGACCAGUCAAAGCACUCGGGGAACAGUGAAAGUUUGAGAGCGUAUUAUUGAGCGAUGGGCCGGGGGCAGAAAGGGUCGUCGGACAUGGAGAAGUUAAAAAUGCGAGAAGAGAGUCCGGAGCCGGAGCGCGGAGGAUGUCGCAAAGUGUGCCGCUUCCCCCUGCUCCUCGCCCUGCUCCAGCUGCUACUGGGGGUCGCUGUCGCUGUUGUGGCCUUUCUCAAGUUGUCCAUCACCUCCUCCCUGUUGGUCAGGGAGACGCCACACUGGGCUGGGAUCAUUCUUUGUUUGGUCUCUGUCGUGGGCCUGGUCCUGUACUGCGUCACCUCCCACCCAGAUGAACGCUCCUUCCUACAAUAUACAGUCAAGCUGCUCUACUUCAUCCUGUGCUCCAUCGGCCUGGUCAUUUCCGUUCUGGUCAUCGCGUUUGCUGGGCACCACUACACCCAGGCGACUAGCUUUGCCUGUGAGCGCAAGGGGCCUACCUGUGUGUGCACCAUGGAGCCUCAGGACCCUAUAGCGCGUACUUUCUCCUACCUGGACGUGGACGACUGCGGGUACCUGACCAGCGACCUGCCAAUGUUCUUCCUCAUCCAGAUCCUGCUCAACCUGGCCCAGGCUCUGGUCUGUGCUGCGGCCUGCUUCAUCAUGUGGAAGAACCGCUACCAGGUGUUCUUUGCCGGGCUGCAGAUACCCUCAUGGCAAAAGGUCUAAAAGAGAGAGACAGUCAAUGAAAAGUGCCUUUAUUAUCCAUGGAUUUUAGAGUGAUAAAAAUUAGGACCGUUAACAAUAGGUUGUGUUCACGUGACCUUGGAACUUUAUAUAAUUCCCAUAGUUUAUUAUUGAGCUGGAGCACAGGUUAUGAUUCUGUGUUGGAAUUUGCUGUUUAACUCAGAUUUAUAGACCUGUUUUUUGUGAUAUCCUCAUGGCAGAAGGUCUAAAAGAGACAGAGACAAUCAGUGAAAAAUGUCUCUUCAUAAAAUCCAUGGGUUUCAGUGAUAAAAUAGAGGACUGUUGCCAGAAUACUUUAUGAAGAUGUGAGUCUGUUCACCGGUGCAUCUCCCGUUUUCAGAUGGGAGUGACGGACAGGUGCGUUAGCCAAUCCGAGCCAUGCAUAAUCUGUCCAUAUCAAAACAAAUAUGUCUGCUUAUGAGGUGAAAAAAAUCACCUCAUAAACAAUAAACUCAAAAUGUCUAAAUAAAAAGUUGUGAGCAAUGAGCUGCUUCGUUUUACAUGCGUCACUGAAAUAAAUAAAUGUGAUCCAUGGUUUUGUCUGAGUCUGGCUCGAGGCACGGUGGAGGGCGUUUGGACUGAUAUCCGUCUGUAUGAAAAAAUACAGACAAAUAUCAUUCUGGACUUGCCAUGGCUACGGUGCUAGUUUUUCUUCAUUAUGAAACCUACGGAUAAGUUUGUAUUUUGAAGUUUGUUUUCUACAUGUGGCAGUGUACAGUAAAUGUUCUUGCUGAAUUAUGUUUACAGGGGUAUGUGAAUUUUAAGAUUUUUUUGUGUUACAGCUAAAUAUAUAUUAUGUUUUUUUUUUGUUUUUUGUUUUUUUCAUUUAAGCUUCCUGUCAUGCAUGAUAUUGUCUGUUUUAUUUACUUCUGUUGAGUGUCAUUUUUGUUUUCAGGAUUGCAAAAUGGAAAUAUUUAUGAAAGAAAAUUCUAAAUCUCACUGGAACUUUCCUGGUUAAAUAAAGAAAUAUAUAUAUAUAAAUACAUGCCUUCUACCACUUACCAGGAGCAUAGAAAGAAUAAUACAAUGCAAAUUACAUAACUAUUAAAAUGAUGUAAUGUCAUUUGUGUGUUUAUAAAGCUAAAGCUGGAUUUUUCUCCUUUAAA